This is a messenger RNA of Suncus etruscus (white-toothed pygmy shrew), 318 nucleotides long. RefSeq names its product small integral membrane protein 27 (gene TZMP1). The transcript is spliced from 2 exons. Bases 142 to 303 code for a protein of 53 amino acids. NCBI's taxonomy places the organism in Eukaryota, Metazoa, Chordata, Mammalia, Eulipotyphla, Soricidae. The record is from RefSeq and is a predicted model, not a curated record.
GAAACGCGCCCGGACGCCAGGGGGCGGGCGAUCUCGCCAGAUUGAAAGAUGGCCGCCGCCGCUCCGCCGCCACCGCCCGGGAGGUUCCCGUAGGCCCCCUCGCUCCCGCUCCUGGCCGCGCACCGCAGCCGCCUGCUUACCAUGAAGCCUGUAAGCCGCCGCACUCUCGACUGGAUUUAUUCCGUGCUGCUCCUGGCGAUCGUGUUACUCUCCUGGGGAUGCGUCAUCUAUGCAUCCACGGUCUCCGCUCGCAGACAGCUGAGGAAGGACUACCCAGACCAAAGCUUUCUUCGCGAAGAGUGAACAUUUGUAAUUACU